AUAUUUAUAGUAUUUUAUAAAUAUGUAGGCAGUUUAGAAAAUAAUCAGUACGAAUUUAGAAAGCCUAGCGUCUAAAUGCAUCUCUAAUGGAACACAAUAAUUUUCUCUAUAGUUCAUUCUAAAAUAGAAUAACUCUAUUAUAUAGUUGGAUUUGAUUCAAUGGUUCACUUUAUAAUAGAGUAAAAAAACAACAUUACUUUGUAUUCCACUCUAUUAUAUAAUAGCUAUAUUAUUGAGUGAACUAUUUGAGAAAAUUCAAAUUAUUUUAUUUUAGAGUGAAAUAAAAAAAAAUUAUUAUGUACCAUUGGAGAUAGUCUAAGCAAAACUUGUGCGUCCGACACUAGUUAAAAAAAUACUGAAAACAUAUAUUAUAUUUUUACAUUUAAGUUAAAACUAAAUGACUUAUUUGAAUAAUCUUUCUAUUAUCUACUAAAUAUUUUUUUUACAUGUAUGCUACAACUAAAUUAGUUAUUCGAAUGACUUUCUAUCUACCAAAUUUGAUUUAGUUUAUGAAGGUUGUUGGAAAAAGAAAAGACAAGUUCCCACUGAAUAGUCAUUUACAUUUGGUUCAUCCUAGGUAUGACCAACCCCUUUUGGGUCCCUGGCGUGACUAUAGUCUUAAGAAACUAAUGGUAGAGUUUAAUUAAGAUUUGUACAAAAAUACAAAGGUUCCAAAUGGUGACUGCGGUUCUACAAGCGGUUCAACUGCGGUGCGGUUUUAACAGUUAUAAAAACGUAUAAAUAUAUGAUAUAUGUAGAGAUUUUUGUUACUGUUAACUGCGGUGCGGAGCAGUUGUAAACAUUGCCAAAGAUAAUAUUUUUGUUCAGAACCUAACCCAACGGUUUCAGCCAUACCUAUACACAAUGUCAUAUACAUAUUACAGAUAAGUACUAUUGGAGAGACAGAGACAUAUCCAGUUUCUGUAAGAAUCAUCUUCCCCAAAGCCACCAUUGCGCCUCUACACACAAUCAGACCACCAUCCCCACCCCCACGGCCGCUCCUGCAGCCGACAUCCAUGACUUCCUUACCGGUCCGAGCGCCGUCGCUGGUUUCUUCCCGGAGAAUCUUCCAGGAGAAACUCCACGAACUUCCCAGGUGCGCCAAUUUAGCCCAAGUAAAGCAGCUCCACGCCCAGAUCAUUCGCCGAAACCUUCACCAAGACCUAAGCAUCGCGCCGAAGCUAAUCUCCGCUCUUACUCUCUGCCGUCAAUUAACGUUAGCCGUUAGGGUUUUCAAUCAAAUCCAACGACCCAACGUCCAUCUCUGCAAUUCGAUGAUUAGAGCUCACGCUUUAAACUCUCAGCCUCACCAAGCUUUCUCCUUUUUCUUCGAGAUGCAAAGAUUCGGCCUUUACGGUGAUAACUUCACGUACCCUUUUCUCCUCAAAGCCUGUUCGGGCCAAUCUUGGUUCCCUGUGGUGAAGAUGAUACACACCCACAUCGAAAAAUUGGGGCUUUGGUCUGAUAUUUACGUGCCCAAUGCGCUUAUCGAUUGCUAUUCGAGGUGCGGUGGUUUGGGUGUUAAAGCGGCGAUGAAGCUGUUUGUGAAGAUGGGGGAGAGGGACACUGUGACUUGGAACUCGAUGCUUAGUGGGCUUGUGAAGGCAGGGGAGUUGAGGGAUGCGCGGAAGCUGUUCGAUGAAAUGCCUCAGAGGGAUUUGAUUAGCUGGAACACGAUGUUGGAUGGGUACGCGAGGUGUAGAGAUAUGAGUGAAGCGUUUGAGCUGUUUAAGGUGAUGCCUGAGAGGAGUACUGUAUCGUGGUCGACGUUGGUGAUGGGGUAUAGUAAAGCUGGGGACAUGGAAAUGGCGAGGAUUAUGUUUGAUAAGAUGCCGGUUAAGAAUGUGGUCACGUGGACUAUUAUCAUUGCUGGAUAUGCGGAGAAGGGGCUUGUAAAAGAGGCUGAUGAGUUAGUUGAUGAAAUGGUGAAUGCAGGACUGAGAUUUGAUGCUGCUGCUGCUAUUAGUAUCUUGGCUGCUUGCGCUGAGUCUGGUUUGCUCAGUUUAGGGAUGAGGGUUCACUCCAUGAUAAGAAUGUCUAACCUCAGUUCUAAUGCUCAUGUGUUAAAUGCGCUACUUGAUAUGUAUGCCAAGUGUGGGAGCAUAGAAAAAGCGUUUGAUGUGUUUAACAACAUGCCCAAGAAGGACCUUGUCUCUUGGAACACUAUGCUUCAGGGUCUUGGUGCUCACGGCCACGGAAAGGAAGCGCUUGAGCUAUUUUUGAGAAUGGGAAAGGAAGGGGUUCGUCCGGAUAAAGUCACGUUCAUUGCUGUUUUGUGUUCAUGUAAUCACGCAGGUCUCGUCGAUGAAGGCAUAGAUUACUUCUACUCCAUGGAGAAACUGUAUGGACUUGUUCCAGAAAUCGAACACUACGGUUGUCUUGUUGACCUAUUAGGUCGAGGUGGGAGGUUAAAGGAAGCCAUCGAGGUUGUCCAAACAAUGCCUAUGGAACCAAACGUUGUGAUUUUCGGUGCUCUUCUUGGAGCGUGCAGGAUGCAUAACGAGGUGGACAUUGCUAAAGAAGUCCUGGAUCGUCUGGUUAGAUUAGACCCUUCUGACCCGGGGAACUACUCGCUGCUGUCAAAUAUUUACGCAGCAGCAGAAGAUUGGAAAGGGGUUGCUAACAUAAGGUCGAAGAUGAAGAGUAUGGGAGUAGAGAAACCAUCUGGAGCUAGCUUGAUUCAUUUGGAAGAUGGGAUACACGAAUUCACAGUGUUUGACAAAUCACACCCAGAUUCUGAUCAAAUAUACCAGAUGCUUGGUAGCCUAAUCGAACCUCCAGAUACUGGUGAGCUGGUUGCUGCUGGAUAACCUCUGCUUAGUUUAUUGUUUGUGAUACAGUAAUUUGGUCAAAGUUAAGGCCAUAUAUUUUGUAGUUCAUUUUCCAAAGGAACACAAAGAUGGUUUUAUCCUUGUAAUCCCCAAAACUAGAUGAGUUGGAGUGAUGUAUAUACAGCAUGAUUUAUUAAUAAUCUUGAGAUGGAUUUGAUUUUGCAA
Molecule: messenger RNA, 2996 nt
Organism: Brassica rapa (field mustard)
Lineage: Eukaryota; Viridiplantae; Streptophyta; Magnoliopsida; Brassicales; Brassicaceae
Product: pentatricopeptide repeat-containing protein At3g29230
Biological process (GO): RNA modification
Molecular function (GO): protein binding; RNA binding
Source: RefSeq, a predicted model, not a curated record